AUGGAUCGCGGUGAGAACUCCAAUCCCAUUGACAUCCACCUGAGCACAUUUGUGGACGGAUGCCGACGAUCUUUGAUUUGGAAGGACAACAAUGCUGAGCUGCUUCAAUGCAUGAAGUUUGCCUGCUCUUGUGUGCUUUCUUCUCCAAAGGAAAGGCCUACAGUGUUUGAGGUUUACCAGCUUCUGAGAGCUGUUGGAGAGAAAUAUCAUUUCAGUGCAGCUGAUGAUGAAUUGACGAUGCAACCUCAAAAUGCCAAUCCUGAAGAUGAGCUUAUUGUAGCAAACUAG
Molecule: messenger RNA, 288 nt
Organism: Miscanthus lutarioriparius
Lineage: Eukaryota; Viridiplantae; Streptophyta; Magnoliopsida; Poales; Poaceae
Source: the annotation of a GenBank genome assembly